AUGACAACUGUAUUGACCAGAGAGUAUCUUGAUUCUCGACCUGGUGGUUGGAUGGAUUACACUCCACAAAGGAUAGCACCGGGGACAAAGAAGUGCACCAACAAGACUCUUUGUGAAGAGAACCUCAAUGUGUUGAUACCUGCAAAGCUCCCAUUUCACCCACGGCAGUUCCGAACUUGUGCUGUUGUUGGGAAUUCUGGGGAUCUUCUGAAGACUACAUUCGGGAAAGAAAUUGAUAGCCAUGAUGCUGUUAUUCAGGAUAAUGAGGCCCCUGUUAAUGAGAUUUGGCAUACAAAACAUCACUAUGGAACAAAGGACCCAAAGGAUGUCUUCAAAGGGCCCAAAGGACUACCCUCAAUUCGCACUCAUGAACAUGGGAUUACACUUAAACUCGGUCAAGAACCGAUUGACACAAGACCUUAUCGUUAUCCUUAUCAUCACAAAAAUGAGAAUGAAAGGCAGGUUCAUGAGUUGAUGGAGGAUGUGAACAUCUGGUAUAGAUAG
This is a messenger RNA of Vigna radiata var. radiata (mung bean), 504 nucleotides long. Its product is annotated as sialyltransferase-like protein 1. Gene Ontology annotation, molecular function: sialyltransferase activity. NCBI's taxonomy places the organism in Eukaryota, Viridiplantae, Streptophyta, Magnoliopsida, Fabales, Fabaceae. The transcript is spliced from 3 exons. The coding region runs from base 1 to 504 and encodes 167 amino acids. The record is from RefSeq and is a predicted model, not a curated record. Gene Ontology annotation, biological process: pollen germination; pollen tube growth.